Messenger RNA from Menidia menidia (Atlantic silverside), 4065 nucleotides. The record is from the annotation of a GenBank genome assembly. Lineage: Eukaryota; Metazoa; Chordata; Actinopteri; Atheriniformes; Atherinopsidae.
AUGAAGGACAAAGUGAAGAGAGGAGGAGGAAGAACCCAAGCCAAGGCUGAUCCGACCAGCCUGCCUGUUGUAGAUGACUCCAUGGGUAUGAAGGGGCAAGAAAACACACCUUUUCCUGUGAAGAUACAGGGAGCAGGGGUAGAGCCAUUUGAACUGCAGGCUCAUGGAUUUUGGCUUGUUCAGGAUGCGAUAAUGACUCUGCUUUCAAGGAAUGAGGUGCAUCCACGCUCCAACCUGUCUCUCUCACUUGCUGGUGCAACUCUGGAUCCCAGUGCAGAACUGCAAACUGUCAAGGGUCUGAAAACCGGAGCCACCAUUCGCCUAGUGGAAGAACCAUACACCUCCCACACAGCCAGGCUUCACCUGGCUCGUGUUGUUGACCUGCUGAGAACAUCUGGACCUCAGGAUGCACUAAGAGAAGGACGUUCUCCAAGCGUACUGGAGACACUCGUACAUUCUCAAACACCUGACUCCAACUUACCAAAUGGAAAGAUCCCGAAACGCUCUUUAAUCAAUGCCAAAGCAGAAUCAACCAGCCAGGAUGGAGUUGCUCCUGAGUACCUCCUACCGGGCUCCUCAGAGAGACCUCUCAUGGCCCUGCUGCCACACAGCGCUCAGCCAGAGCCCCCCAGUUAUCUAAAGGACCUGUCACUGAGCUGCUGGAACCCACCUCCAGGACACAGGAAAAUGCAAGGAGACUUCAUGUACAUCACAGUGUUGACAAUGGAGGGGCGACGUUAUGACAUUACGUCUUGUCCUAAGGGUUUCUUUCUCAAUAGGUCUACUGAAGAUGUCUUUGAUCCACGUCCUGCACAGUCCUCAGCAGUUUGUCACUGUAUCACCGACCUGCUCUGUCAUAUCAGCCCUGCAUUCAAACAAACCUUUACCACACAAAAAAGCAGGCCUCAGCAACCACCCGUUGAAGCUAUGCCCACUCCUUAUCACACCCUUAGCUGGCUUGGGCCCCCCUGUACAUCUCGCUCUCAUAAAAAUGCCUUCAGUAGACUGGGGUUGGAUGAACAGGCAGCGACACAGGCUCCAGAUUGGAAUGAGGAAUUACAAGCUGCGAGAGAUCUUCCACAAGCAAGUCUGGAUCAGAGGCUGCAAAGAGACAAAGCUCUGCUCCAGGUUAAUAGUGCAUUUGUGAGGGCUGCCAUGCAAGGGGCUGAGACUGUUAUAGAUGGAUUUGUUGAGCCAGUAAAUGGAAAUCCAGAGGACCCAGCUUUCCUGUGGAAUGGCCUGUUCAUGAGCCAGGGGGCGACCAGUGCUGACUUUGGCCAUGAAAGGGGUCGCAGAGCCGCUCAGAGGCUUGAGCUUAAAGCAGUGCAAGCUUACAAUGACCUGGACGGGCUGCAAGGGCUGCACACUCUGCCCACAGCCAUUGUAGAUUACAGAGGAGUGCGCCUGUCUGCCCAGGGCCUUGCUCCUGGUUUGGAAGGCCAAGAGCAGAAUCAGGAAGCUACUCCUGCCUCAAGAGGUUUGUUCUAUGGGGUGAAUGCUGGACCCCAAGAGUCUCCCCAUCGCAGACGGCUGCUGGCACUCUUAGCUCACUCAGCCAAAUCUCUGUCCCUCCAGAGACAUGUUGUUAUGGCUCCCAACGGUCAUCAAGUCCCACUGUUUACCUCAGUGGAUGCUCAGGGGCUGCUGGGGGCUGAUGGAAGGUUUUACUUGCUGGAUGUGUUUAGAAGCUUCCCAGCUGAUGCCAACUUCUGUCCAGAGGUUGAGACACAAAAUCAAACAGUUACUGGGGAUGACGAAAUUAGCAAAAGCUCAAAAGAGGAUGAAGAGACAGACAGUGGCUGGCCAGAAAACUAUCACUCAAACUGUGGACUUCCGAAAAAAUUCCCUCAUAGCCUCUGUAGGCUGAGACCAGAACUCGUGCAAUCUUUCAUUCAACACAAACAUUGUCAGUUCACUCAGCAUGUCAGAGAGAGUUUGGAUGAAAAUGGAGGCUUUGAAGAAUGUGCAACAGCUUGUGAUUCUCGGGCCACUGAUGCAGUACGAGCGGCCUGUAAAAAAGUGGGCUCAGUUAGUGACAUCAUCUUUGAGAUGCGAUUUAAUCCGAACGUUUUCUCUCCUGGGAUAUCCUUUCCUCCUGGGGAAAGCACAGCAACAAAACUACAGGAGAGGUUGUUGAGGGAAGCUGCAGCUUACAUCAUCACACACCAGAUACCAGCCUAUGUGCAGUGUUGUCUACAAAGUAAUGAGGCACCGAUGGAUGGUGCUUCUUUAAAGGAGACAUUACAUCAGAAAGGUAUCAAUCUCCGGUACCUGGGCCAUGUGAUCAAGACCAUCAAUCACUCAGAACACAAGGAGCGCCUGAGGCACAUAAGGAGAUCAGCAGUUGGUGACAUUUUCAUUCGAUCAGCGAGAAGAGUUUUCAACGGAUUCCUCCAGGGUGUGGACAUACCUUGUCUCUCCACAGCUGUCAGUCACUUCCUUUGCUGCCUGUUGGUUGCCAACUUCGUGCCCUCUCAAGUUGGAGAAGAUUCAAAGAAAAAGUCGAGGCGUCGUGGCCGUGGGGCUGGGGCCUCUGAGAACACACCUUGGAGCAUGCUCACAGGGGCUGAGCUGUGGAAUCUAGUCUGUCAGGAUGCUGCAGAGACAUAUGACAUCUCUGACAUUCUCGGUUCUGGCCCGAACUACCUGGUGGAACACUACGGCCUUCAGAAACUCUCCUUACUUAGAGGGUUCUGUCUAAAGACUGGAGUACAGCUGAGACUGAGAGACUACUUCCUUGAUAACCAGAACAAAGCCCCCAUCAGUCCGGAUGACAUCCUUAACAUCUUCCCUGUAGUCAAGCACAUUGAGAUCCAGACUGCUGAUGCUUUAAAAGCAUAUAAUGCUGCAAAGAACUUCAUUCAAAAGGGUCUGCUGGAUCAGGCUCAUGAGCACCUGAAGGAAGCAGUGUAUCUCUUUGGCAGAGUGUGUGACGAUCUACACCCUGAAGCUUGUUAUUGUCGCAGCCUGUUGGCCAAGGUGGCCUACCUGCAGGGAAAGGCAGCUGAGGCCCGCAGCAUCCAGCUGAAAGCUGUGGUCAUCAGCGAGCGGGUGCUGGGCUUUGACCAUCCCAACACGAUUCAACAAUAUGCUCUUUUGGGCGUCUACACGUAUGCUGGAGGGGAAACAAGUCUGGCUCAAAAGUGUUUUCUCAGAGCUCGUCUACUCAUGCUAACGGUCCACGGAGAAGACCACCCGUUCACCGCAACACUGGAUAGCUGCCUUGGGCUGUUACUGACAAAAGAUCAGACGGAACCGUUCCUGAAGAAUGCCCUAAGACUAAACACUUCCUUCUUCGGCCCCACAGAUCUGCAUACAGCUCUAAAUGAGCACCUUUUGGCCCAGUGGAUGUGCAGUAAGGGUGACUACAGAAGCGCUAUGGUGCAUGAGAAAGAGGCCCUUACUGCCUUUACUACAUUGUUUGGGGAGGAUCACCCACAGUCAAAAUGCAGCAAAGAGUUCCUGUCCACCAUAACCAAGCAGGCAGUGAAGGUGGAGCGCACUCUCAGACAGGCAGGGGCUGACAGCACCGAGCAAACUGUGGAGUGUCUGAGCCCAACAUCUGACACCAUUCUGGAGCAGCUGGUUUUGGCGGCAGCAGCAAAGGAGCUGGGAAUCCAACUAACUACUGGCCUCUUACAAGGAGGAGAGAAAAGCUUGGAAAAAGAAACAGGAAGCGGGAAGGAAGCUGAGGAUGAAGGAAACUCAGCAACAGAGAACAACAGCGAGCAGGAGCUGCCAGUGGAAGACACCUCUGAAGGGAGCGCUGCAGUAGUCUCGGCUAAUGGUCAAGGGGUGGAGCUAAAUGGGCAGAGCAAACAUGGGGAGGAAACAGAUGUAGACAAUGACAGAGCAGAUUCAGAUUUUGGGGUCAAGGUAAAAAAUGAAGAGAAUGAGCUAAGGUCAGGGGAGGAUGGUGAAAUAAAUGGAGAUGUGAACCUUAAUAAAGGAAACAGGAGCUGGGCAGAUGUUGUCACUUCAAAACCAACCUUAGCCAAUGGAAGCGGACCCAAAGCAGCAAAUGGAGUAGAUAGCGGUGCUGAAAGCGGGGCUACGGAAGAGUGA